Molecule: messenger RNA, 1073 nt
Organism: Lacerta agilis (Sand lizard)
Lineage: Eukaryota; Metazoa; Chordata; Lepidosauria; Squamata; Lacertidae
Gene: CLDN23
Product: claudin 23
Exons: 2
Coding region: 211-981 (256 amino acids)
Biological process (GO): bicellular tight junction assembly; cell adhesion
Cellular component (GO): plasma membrane; bicellular tight junction
Molecular function (GO): structural molecule activity
Source: RefSeq, a predicted model, not a curated record
CCCUUCCUGAUUCCGCGGUUCCACUUCUCCUUCCUCUCCCCUCCCUUUCCUCCCCAUAAAAUACUACCCAGAACAAGCUCAGCUUCAGCGCUAGCCUGGUUUCUCUGUACACACAGAAGUUUCGGUCAUACUAGCCAGUUUCUUUUAACCGGGCACACGGCAGGGAGAGAGAGCAACAGUUGCAGCAGGCGUUGUCUGCAGCAGGACAGAAUGCGGACGCCGACUGCCAUGAUCGUGGGCAUCGUCCUAGGCCCCUGCGGCCUCAUCCUGAACCUGACGAGCACUCUGGCUCCCGCCUGGAGGGAUGCAAGCCGUAUCCCUGACCAACCCUACGACAUGAUCCAGCACCAAGGCAUCUGGGACAUCUGCAACGAGUUUCAAAGCACCCAGAAGACUCAGUGCAACAUCAAGGACACCCUGGGGUACUUCUCCCACCAAACUGUGCAAGUCGCCAAAGGGCUGAUGCCAUCCUCUGUGGCCGUCACUGUCCUGGGGUUGGUUGUGGCUUCGCUGGGCGUGCGCUGCUGGCAGGAUAUGCCCCAGUACCUGCUGGCUGGGCUAGGCGGCCUGCUGCUCUUCGUUUCCGGGCUGCUUAGCCUGAUCGCCGUCUCUUGGUACAAUCAUGACAUCCGAAACCUUCCCAUCCCGGCCGGCAGUAUCCUAGGGGUGGGCUACUGCCUGGUGCUAGGCUACUUAGGGAGCUGCCUAGAAAUAAUUGGGGGCUUCUCCCUCUCGCUCAGCUUUGCUCAGUGCUGCAAGGAGCGCAAGCUGAAGAAAGCAGCUAUGAAUUACAGCUACCCACCCAGCAGUCAGAGGGUCCCAGCGACCACGGCUGCCAUUUCCCCCUCCAUUGGCAACACAGAGCUCCAAAUGGACUAUUACAGGACUCCAACCCCAAGGUCUUACACCAACCCCCAGGAUGUACUGGAAAGUGAACACCCCAGUAAUUGGAGCAGGUUCCCCUGCGAUUCUGAUUUAUAGCCCUAAGCGGGGACACUCUUGCAAGGAACGAGCUGCAGAAAGAUUCAUUCUGGAACUCUGCUCAGACAACAAAAAUACCCAGUGAGGAAAGU